Penaeus monodon (black tiger shrimp) is the source of this 1801-nucleotide messenger RNA. Its product is annotated as T-cell leukemia homeobox protein 3-like. The record is from RefSeq and is a predicted model, not a curated record. Gene Ontology annotation, molecular function: RNA polymerase II cis-regulatory region sequence-specific DNA binding; DNA-binding transcription factor activity, RNA polymerase II-specific. Gene Ontology annotation, cellular component: nucleus. Lineage: Eukaryota; Metazoa; Arthropoda; Malacostraca; Decapoda; Penaeidae. Gene Ontology annotation, biological process: positive regulation of transcription by RNA polymerase II.
GUCACAAUACCCUCAGCUGACAGGUGGUUGCCCACACACACGAUCCUGCCAAGUGGUGCCUGAACUUGUCAGAGGAUGCUGCCUCGCUCUCGUCCUUUCGAUAACUAGUGUCGCUCAAGGCGUCGUGGUGAUUGUACUUGACACGCAGGAUACUUGCAUUUCUUAUCUAUUUGUAACUUGUUGCCGCGUGAACUGGUGCUUGAAAGUGCGUUGACGUCCUCAGAAGAAUGUGGAUGUAGGGUAACUAUUGCCACAGCAUAGUUACUUCGUGGUGGAGGCAAGUUCUGUGAGACACGUGGCAAAUACACCAAGCGCAGUGACCGCUGAAGUUGUCUGACUUGUUGUUUCUAAGAGGGGAGUGUUAAACAGUGACGCCGUGCAGUGAUGGAGCAGACAGUGAUGAGCGGCGGAGGCCUGCCGUUACCCGUAGCCACAUCAGGGGGUGUGAUGCCCCUCGGAUCCUCCCUGGCCACGCUAGCUCCCCUCGAGCCCCCGAGGUCCUCGCCGUACCCAGGACUCCUCCCGGGGGCCGAGUGGGGACUCCUGGAGACCACAGACAUCACACGCGACUACGGAGGUCUCUUCUCCUCCUCCCUGGUUGAGUACGGACUGCCGCCCAUCCUGCCGCGGACGCCCACGCCCCACGACGCGCUCCAUCCCUCCCACGACCUCACCUACACCUCAAGCCACUACCCGACGCCCGCCGAAUACCCUGCCCCCCUCACCCCCGAGAGCGACCCUCCCUCCGACGGAAAUGGAUCUCCAACUUCCUCCCCGCCCGCGGCGCCGCACGCCCUCUCCGCACAUACAUUCACACCGACGUCGCACUUCAGCACGCCCUCCACCCAGCACUUUACGAGCUCGUCGUACCUGCCGGCGCACACAACUACCUACUCCUUUAGCAGUCUGUCCCCGCCGACAGACGACCUCGCCACUCUAACAUCCGUCCUGCCGUCGUCUGGAGGAGGAACCGCCCAGGAGUCGCAGCAGACGCCCCUGGGAUCCCUCCUCCCGCUGCCGACCUCCAGCGCCGGAGGAGGAAGCGGUCAAGGCCGACCUCCUGGGGAAGCCGCGAAAGGAGCGCACAGCCUUCACGAAGCACCAGAUCCGGGAGUUGGAGGCCGAGUUCCAGCACUCCAACUACCUCACUCGACUCCGCCGCUACGAGAUUGCCGUCUCGCUCGACCUCACCGAGAGACAGGUAAAGGUGUGGUUCCAAAACCGACGGAUGAAGUGGAAGCGGACGAAGAGUGUGGACUUGCCCAAGCUCCAGCACCCGGAGGAGAGUAAGCCCCAGUUCCCGAGCUCGACCCCGGACGCCAGCGACAAAGCCCCUACUUCAGGCAAACGAUCACGAAAUCCGACCACGACACAAACAACGACAGCAGCACUAGGGGGGACACAGCGCCCCCUCGCGACCCCCUGCUGACGCCGGCGACGCCCGCUUCCCGGCCACCUGGAGGGCGCAGGCCACUACCACAGCCUGCACCACGACCUAGGAGACGCCACCUCCUUCCUGACGGAGGCUGAGGCCUGCUAGUAACGCCGCCCGCCAGUCUUGCGCUUCAGGCACUCGCUGCUUUUCACUUUCUCCUUUCUAACUCACUCGUUUUAAUUAGUAUUAUUGACUAAUCUCAUAUUUAUUUAUACGAUUAUAGGGUAAGGAAGGCCAUUUUUGUUAUUUUUAUUCACGAUUCUCACCGCCUGUAGCUGAAUGAUUUGUUUAUAUAUUCAUUUUCAGUAGACAACUUUAAAGACAGCUUAGCAAAGGGUUGUACGAUGAAUGAUACUCAUUAUGAUU